Molecule: messenger RNA, 2332 nt
Organism: Drosophila novamexicana
Lineage: Eukaryota; Metazoa; Arthropoda; Insecta; Diptera; Drosophilidae
Product: Kv channel-interacting protein 1
Exons: 6
Coding region: 633-1253 (206 amino acids)
Molecular function (GO): calcium ion binding
Source: RefSeq, a predicted model, not a curated record
AAACAAAAAUGUGCGCAACUAUGCAAAUAAAUUAAUAAGCCAAAGUCAUUACCAAAUUAAAUCGAGACACGCAAAAGCUGAAGGGGGGGGGUAGAGCGAAGAAUAGAAACAGGAAUAGCGAGGACCUUGUGAAGUGCGUCGCGUCGGGUCGAGUGUGGAAAGUCAAGAGGUCCUGACUUGGUGUAUCGGAGCUUGCUUUGAGGUUAACUCGUCCGUUUUCCGUCGUUCCCGUCCUCGUCCUCGUCCUCGUCCUCGUCUUCGUCCUCGUCCGCGUCGUCAUCGCCGCCAAAGGCAUCGAAGCGAUGCUUGCCUCAUUAGCGACUUAGCGGACAAAAUGCCCUCGCUGCCUAGGUAAGGGAACAGGAAGCCACAACCCAAAAAAAACCACGCAGGGCCCCAAUGAGUUUGCAUGGACACAUGUUAGAUGCAUCAGAGCCCAGCGAAUUCAGUUAAUGAGUUGCCUUUUACGAGCGAAUGGAAAUGAAAAUUGAUAUUAUGCUCAGCCUGAAGCUAUAAAUAAACGCAACAAAUUAAAAUUAAUAAGAAACCCAAGCUUCAAGUAUAUAGCAACAACAACAACAACUAGCAUCAGCAUCAGGCAGCUUUCGCAUUAACAUUUUGAUUACACAACCAUGGCCUCACCGCCGGAAAGCCCCAUCGAGGAGGUGGUCUAUGAGUUGGAACACACACGCGUGCCUAAGCCCAUACCGGUCGCUCUCGAAGAUUUGUGCCGCCAGACGAAGUUCACCAAGCAGGAAAUCCGCGUCAUGUACAGAGGAUUUAAAACGGAAUGUCCCGAGGGUGUGGUGCACGAGGAUUGUUUUAAGGAUAUUUACGCCAAAUUCUUUCCACAUGGCAAUUCCAGUUUAUAUGCUCAUUAUGUGUUCAAAGCCUUCGAUGUUAAUUGCAACGGCGCCAUUAGUUUUCGGGACUUACUUGUCACCUUAUCCACUCUGUUGCGUGGCUCCGUUUACGAGCGUCUGCGCUGGACCUUCAAGCUUUACGACCUCAAUGGAGAUGGUCGCAUCAGUCGCGGCGAGCUGAGCGAAAUAGUUUUGGCCAUACACGAGCUUAUGGGCAGGAGACCCCAUCAACCCGAGGAAGAUCGCAAGGCGAGAGAUCAGGUGGAUCGAGUUUUUCGCAAAUUGGAUUUAAAUCAGGAUGGCAUCAUAACGAUAGAAGAGUUUCUUGAGGCAUGCCUCAAGGAUGAUUUGGUAACGCGUUCAUUGCAAAUGUUUGACAAUGACCUUUGAUGACAAGCGGAGGAGCCCGAGAUACGCAAUACAAGGACUAUAAUACCGCUUAUAGACCUAUAAAUAACCCAACAUAUGUUGCGCGAGUUUUAAUAAACCAAUUCCGAAAAUCCAGACAGCCACAUUAAUAAUUGUUCAGCGGUCAGAAAACAACAUUUCAACAAUGAUAUAAAUGAAGAAACCACAUACUAGUAUUUAACGUUAUUUUAGGCUACAAAAACUACAAAAAUAAUAUUGAGACAAAAAGAAAUAUUAUAAUAAUAAACCAAAGAUAAAUUUAAAAUUUAUAAGUGUGUAAUUGUACAAGUACUUAAAACAAGAUGCUAAUGGAAAACGAAUUAAUACAAUUAAUAAUAAAUGUCGGUUUUUAAGCAUAUUAUGAAUUUAAAUCCUGCCGUCAAGAGCGUAUUGGUCUUAUAUUUACUUGAUAAAUGUAUAUGAAUAUAUAUAAAAAAAAACAAAAACAACACUUUAUUUAAUAAUAUUAACUGAGCAAACCACUAAACUAAACCACCAACUAAAGUGAAUAACGAAUAAAUUUGAAACAGGAAUUGGAUAGAAAUGCGACACGAUUUACUUUACACGAAAUAACAUUAAAAACAACAACAAUUUAUACACAUUCAAGUAUUUGCAGGCGAAACAAUAAACGAUUGCGUGCAAAAUUAAUUACUUGCCUCGACAAAUUGCAUUCAAUUUUGUGCAAUUGUUAAGUUUCAACAAUAAAAACGCGGCUCUUUUAUUUAUUUAACAAUGUCCCAGCAAUUCAUAUGUCAUAUGCAUUAAUUGAUAUUCCAAGAGAAUUGAAAUACUCGAGCAGGAUUAAGUUAAUUUUUUGCUUUUUUUCAUCAGCCAAAUGCUUGAAAUAUUUGUAAAAACUAUUUCUGAAUGCAAAGCAACCACCGAUAAAUUACCAGUUGACAAUUGAAACGACCUUUAUUAAUUAUGGAGAGCCCAAUGCUCAACAUGAGUUUUCAAUUAAAUCUUAAUUACUUUAAUUCAUUAUUCAGCACGCGUGCAUAAAUUAAGAACAAAAACACAAAUCCAUUAAAUACAGCUAAAGCCUAAGGCCUGCGCAACAU